This is a messenger RNA of Aplysia californica (California sea hare), 3197 nucleotides long. RefSeq lists its product as uncharacterized. Gene Ontology annotation, molecular function: sucrose:proton symporter activity. The transcript has 3 exons. Gene Ontology annotation, cellular component: membrane. The record is from RefSeq and is a predicted model, not a curated record. The coding region runs from base 344 to 2347 and encodes 667 amino acids. NCBI's taxonomy places the organism in Eukaryota, Metazoa, Mollusca, Gastropoda, Aplysiida, Aplysiidae.
ACACACAAGCACACACACAAACACAUACAUACACACUCAAAUAAAAUUUAAAUAUGUGAUCACAGUAUCAAUAACGCACACUAAAUUAUAACAACAACUGUUCUUAUGUUUUGAUUUUGAAUUAUUGGCCUGCAUUGUUAUAAAUCAGACUUGGUGUUUGUCAAUAUAAAAAUAACAAAUUGAUAUCUGCAUCUUCUUCUAUCUACAGUUCAGGAAAACUGUCUCACUAUUGGUUGGUCUUGGUAUUCUUCUGAUAGCCUUGACCUUGUUCUCAGCGUCCACUUUCAUCAAAAUUAAUUUUAACGAGGUGCCAGAGGUUGAAAACAUCACGUAUGGAAAAGCAAUGUGCAACUCACUAUUGGGAUCUGCCAACUCAACUUUGGAUUGUCACUACACUGGCAUAGAUGCAGGCCUUAACCCAGAGAAUAAUACAUUGCCGUUCAAAACUGUAACAUCUGACUCUUCGAUCGCCACGCUGUUGGAGCAAGACACGACAAAGAACAUCACUUCUACUUUACAUGAUUCUGCUUCUUCAAAUACCUCCAAGAAUUUGCCCGUCAUUUCCAACGAUCUGGGCCAAACAAUAUUACCCAACAUCUCGAGGAGGGGGUUGGAUGUUGUGCUUAACACAUCGCAUAUUUCACCGAACAUGUCCGACAUACGACCAUACUUCUCCUAUAAUCGGACUAUCAUUACUCCAGACGACAGCCCCUCAACAAUGCAUAUACCUGUCUCUGCCCUCAUAGCCAUAGUAGGAUCUGCAUUACUAUGUAUAAGCUUUGACGUGAGUAUGGCACCCACAAGGGCGUUUAUCCUCGAGACGGUCCCUUCCUGGCAGCAUCCUAACAUUCUUAGAACGUCCACAGUGGCGUCAUCCCUAGCUGGCGUGUGCCUCUCGGCGAUGGGUCUCUUCAAUGUGCCACAUAUGUUUGGUGCCAUUCUGCACGCGGAUAAAACUGCCGCGGCUCUAAUUUUUCUGUUCAUCUUCAUCGGCGUUUUGGCCGUUUUAUCAUUUACUCUCACUUUGUGUACUGGGUUCAAGUUACUAAGCGCAAACGGGAAUAUGAUUCAAUUGGACGCUAAAAAUCAGUCGGUGAAAAGUGCUGAAAGAUCAACUGUUGAAAAAAAUCGAGAUAGCCUAUGCUGUUGUUUUGGUUGUCGCAAGGCGAAAGGGGUUCAUAAAUAUGAAAAGCUUUCCACGGAGGACUUGCACUGGAAUGAUAAAGAUGACUCCGACGUUGAGAUUGCACCAGAAUUUACUGCAUGCACACUUGAGAAUGAAUGUGAUGAAAAAAGUAUACAGAAGUCUUCUUUAGGAUUUAUAUCACCACAAUGUGUUCAGAAUCAUCUGGUCGGCAAUGGAGAACAGCCACGGGAAGUGCCCCAUGAAGCAGGGGAAAUAGGAGGAGAACAUGUGCCAUCUUCUAUCUGUGAUACUCGAGAGUGGGGGGAACCUGACUCGGAGAACCACCAGUGUCCUUGGCAGAGAGACAACAAAGAAAUUGAAGUUUGUAAUGUAACCGAACCGACCCACCUCUUGACCAACAGUUAUUUAGGAGCCAAUUGUGAUAACCAUCCCCAAACCUUAGGUUAUGGUAAAGAGAAGAGUUUGUCCCUGCCGGAAAUACCACCGAAAAAUCACGCCAACUCCAACCUUACUCUUGAUACGUCUGGGAUCCCUGCUGGACCAAACUUUUGCAACAGACGACUGGUCAUCUUCUUGGCUGCGUCCUUCUUCUCCUUCGGCAACUUGUUAGUAUUUCUGACCUUUGCGUCGAACUCUCUGACCAUCGCCGUGUACAAAGGAGACCCGAAGGCCCCACAAGGCUCGGAGGCAAGGGGGAACUAUGAACGUGGUCUGCGCAUGUGCUCUGUGGGUGUGUUCGCUUACUAUGUGGCCUACUUCAUCAUGAGCUCGUGCAACAAGAAGGUCCUGGACAUUGUAGGUCCCCAUGUUCUGUUCAUCGUGGCCAACCUUCUGAUGGGCGUGGCAUGUCUCGUGUUUGUCUACACGAGUCAUCUUGCCGCCUACUUCUGGGCCAUGUUAUCCUGCAGUCUUCACAAGAGUAUGAGCUACACGGUGCCCUUUCUUCUGGCUACGCAAUAUUCCCUGCAGGACCAAAUACAGGAUGACGACAACUCUAAAACUGACACAGGCCAAACCCAGAAGUUGGGCAGAGUUACCUCUAUGAUAGGCUUCCUGUUCCCGGCCCAGUCUCUCUUUGUCUGUAGCGUUAUGGGACCUGUCAUGGACAUUGCAGAAACUGCUUGGCCGCCCAUGUACUAUUGUUUUGUCGCUGGUUGCCUCGCAUCGUUGAUUAUGUCUUUCUUGUUAUUUAUGAAGUAGAUUAUUUUUGUUGAUGCAAAAGUAUGCAUGGAUUGUUAUUAUUUAUACGUAUCAAGCACGACCGUGCGGCGCAGUUGAUUACAACUUAAAAUGAACACGCUAGGCUGAAGUUUGAAUUCGGAUUGAGUAAAACUUCUUUCGUUGUCUUUUUGUGACUAGGGACCAUGUCGUUUGUAUUUUUGAAAAAUCAAAUGCAGGUGUCUCUGGUAUAGCGGUCAGACGCUUCGCAGUUGAAGGAAGAAACAGCGAGUUCCCCUCAUGGGGAAAUUAAAAAAAAAUCGAGUAUAUCUGUUUGUCUGCUGAAACAUUGUAUCCCUCUCAGCUCCUGUUGGCUCUGGCAGAUGUGGUCGGAAUAACCCCCACCUAAAUGAUCUACACCGUCUCUUUGGUGGCAUGAAACACCAACAAUUAUUUAUUUUUCUUGUUUAAAAUAUUCAUAAUCGCAAGCACUGCAGCGGUCUUGAUCAAACCCCCCAUUAUUCACGCAAAUGCAGACACAAAAAAGCACAAAAACAACAACCCCAAAGUACAUAAUAUUGUUAUGUUCCACCAUCCAGUUCUCCUUUACCAGCUUCUGUGGUGAAGCGGUCAGCCAAAUGUUCGUCGAGCGUAGGAGACAUGAGUUCGAUUCACGUGCAGGGAAAAAUUCGAGCGUCUCGUUCUUUUUCCUAGGAUGUUACACCCCUCUCUCAUCUUGGGUUGGCCCUGACGGGCAGGGUCGAAGCUGCCUCUUAAAUGAUAUCAGUUGUGUUGAUUGGGGCGUAAAACACCUACACUAAAAUAAGUAAUUAUUAUCAGCUGUCUUUAUGAUGGUUUGUACUUCAAUAAACGUAAGCAUCCAGUCAAUUUA